UGAUUUUUCUGUCUGAAUGAUGUAAUGGGGCAUUAAGGAUCCCUACUAUUAUUUUAUAACUGUUACUUUCUCCCUGUAAAUACCUGCUUUAUAUAUUUAGGUUCUCCUGUGUUGGGUGCAUACCUAUUUACGGAUAUUAUAUCCUCUUCUUGCAUUGACAUUUUUAUCAUUAUUUAGUACCUUCUUAGUCUCUUUUUUGUCUGUUUAAAAUUGUUUUAUUUGUAUUAGGUACCAGAGAAAUGGAAGAUCCAGAAAUUAAGAUCCAGGAGAGCUGGCUAGAGGAAAGUCUCUUUUCUCUUUUUGCUUGACUAACAAAAGCUCGUUGGCAGUGGUAGCAGACCUGGCACGGCGAACACAGUCCUUGUGGAGGAGUUCAGGUCUUGAUGCCAACCAGGGAGUGUGUAUCAGCCUCAAAACUGAGGGUCCCAGACUCGGAUUCCCCAGAUAGUCAUUGGGGACCCUUUGGAGAGAAAGACUGGUAGAGGGACAGGAGAAUCUGAGCUGUGAAUGACCUAGCAGCAUGUUAAUCAAUGCAUACGAGGAAGAGAAAAGAAGCGAAGUUAAAAUGAAUAGCCAUUUAGGAAACACAUUUGGAUGCACUUUCGGGGAAGGAUUCUCCAGGAACAGAAGAACAGAGGUUGUUCUGUGCAGGUGUCACCCAGAGCUGCGCAGGCCAGCAGCCAGAGCGGCACCCACCUGUUAAAGGGAGGGUCGCGCUCCAGGGCUCUGACCGCUAGGUGGAGCCUCAGGCCUGCGCCUGGGACCAAAGCAGAGCGAGGGGUCCCCAGGGAGCCGCACGGAGGCGGGGCUGCGAGGCUGUACAAAGGCCGGGGAGCCGCCACCCGGCGCAGGGCGCCUAUGCGCUGCUGGAGGAGUCCCGUCGGGGUGAUGGCAGUUCGGCUCCAGGCGGAGGCCCCAGCCUGUGGAUGCCGGCGUCCCGCAAGAAGGGCCCCCGGGCUGCUGUGCAAGAGGAGCGGAGCGGGGUAGAGCUGAUCUCGGCCUGAACGCCACGGAGGGCAACCUCUCGGGACCACAUGCCAAGAACAGGUCUUCGCCUUGUGAGGACAUGGGCAUUGCCGUGGAGGUGUUCCUGACGCUGGGCCUCAUCAGCCUCCUGGAGAACAUCCUGGUCAUCGGCGCCAUCAUAAAGAACAAGAACCUGCACUCCCCCAUGUACUUCUUCGUGUGCAGCUUGGCCGUGGCCGACAUGAUGGUGAGCAUGUCCAACACCUGGGAGACCAUCACCAUCUACCUGAUCAACAACAAGCACCUGGUGAUCGCCGACGCCUUCGUGCGCCACAUCGACAACGUGUUCGACUCCAUGAUCUGCAUCUCCGUGGUGGCCUCCAUGUGCAGCCUGCUGGCCAUCGCGGUGGACCGCUAUGUCACCAUCUUCUACGCCCUGCGCUACCACCACAUCAUGACCGUGAGGCGCUGCGGGGCCAUCAUCGCGAGCAUCUGGGUCUUCUGCACCGGCUGCGGCAUCGUGUUCAUCAUCUACUACGAGUCCACGUACGUCAUCAUCUGCCUCAUCUCCAUGUUCUUCACCAUGCUGUUCCUCAUGGUGUCCCUGUACAUACACAUGUUCCUGCUGGCGCGGACGCACGUCAAGCAGAUAGCGGCGCUGCCGGGCUGCGGCUCCGUGCGGCAGAGGACCAGCAUGAAGGGCGCUGUCACCCUGACCAUGCUGCUGGGCAUUUUCAUCGUGUGCUGGGCCCCGUUCUUCCUCCACCUCAUCCUGAUGAUCUCCUGCCCUCAGAAUCUCUACUGCUCCUGCUUCAUGUCCCACUUCAACAUGUACCUCAUCCUCAUCAUGUGCAACUCUGUGAUCGACCCCCUGAUCUACGCCUUCCGCAGCCAGGAGAUGCGGAAGACCUUCAAGGAGAUUAUCUGUUGCCACGGCUUCAGGACGCCCUGUAUCUUCCCCAGCGGCUAUUAGAAGCACCCUCCGCAGCGUUCUUGUCCCCUUCCUUUACGUUGUAAUGAAGUCAGUGAGGGGGAAUCCGGGAAACUCAAAAAAUCAAAACUGUGCAUCCCAUUUGUCCUUUCUCUCGCUCUUGAAUUGGUACUCAAAGAUGCAUUCUUCCCCCCACCCCUAUCUUUCCUGUGGUGGUGGUUGGGCAGAUGUGCGCAUGCAACUUACCCGUUUGGAAAUGGUCUGUGACCAUUUAUUAUUGACCCGUUUUCCUACUACGUUUUCUCCUUCUCCCGCCCAUUUCUGGGGGCCCCAUCCAUCUUCCAUCUAGUGUGUGCUCAGGGUCUACACAGGAUGAAGAGCUGACCAUAAUGGAAGAAAACCUGUGAAUAUUUACAUCUUGUUGAUUGCUUUCUCUCCCCAGAAACGGUUUUGUAACUUCUUUGAUAUCCCUAGGACUUAUCCAUGCUUUUCAGGGUAAAAUAGAGUGGACAAAUUCUUUCCAUUUGAAAUUUCCUGUUUAUUUGUUAUGGGAUUUCUCUAUAGCUCUUCUUUCUUGAACUUUUGGCUGUAUGGCUUGUGUUCACAAUUGUCCAAGGAUGGAAUUUCCUUAAUUCUCCUUCUGUCAAUCAUGUUUUUGCUUUACCCAGAUAUAAAACUUUAUGCUACAAAACCUUACAUCAUGUGGUGUGAAAGUUUCUGCGACUC
Molecule: messenger RNA, 2623 nt
Organism: Pipistrellus kuhlii (Kuhl's pipistrelle)
Lineage: Eukaryota; Metazoa; Chordata; Mammalia; Chiroptera; Vespertilionidae
Gene: MC5R
Product: melanocortin 5 receptor
Exons: 2
Coding region: 1067-1939 (290 amino acids)
Biological process (GO): G protein-coupled receptor signaling pathway
Cellular component (GO): membrane
Molecular function (GO): melanocortin receptor activity
Source: RefSeq, a predicted model, not a curated record